AAGGCACAACCAUAUAAUAGUUUGAAACAGGAAUUUGACCAUCAGAUCCGCCCUUGUAUUGAUCUCAUUGACUCACUGCGGGCGCUGGGGGUGGAGAAAGACCUGAGCUUGCCGGCGAUCGCUGUCAUUGGUGAUCAGAGCUCUGGGAAGAGUUCCGUAUUGGAGGCUUUGUCUGGAGUGUGUCUACCCAGAGGCAGCGGCAUUGUCACACGCUGUCCCCUGGAACUCAAGUUAAAAAAGUCUCCAGAGGGCUCAAGGUGGUAUGGAAAAAUAAGCUAUCAGAACCAAAUGGAAGAAAUUCUGAACUCAGCAGAAGUUGAGAAUGAAGUCAGGAAAGCUCAAAAUCUCAUAGCAGGAGAAGGGAAAGGUAUCGGAGAUGAGCUUAUCACCCUGGAAGUUGUGUCUCCGAACGUUCCAGACGUGACGCUGAUUGAUCUUCCGGGAAUCGCACGAGUCGCUCUACCUGAGCAGCCCCCAGAUAUUGAGCAGCAGAUUAAGCAGAUGAUUAUGAAGUACAUUACAAGACAGGAGACCAUAAAUCUCGUUGUGAUCCCCAGUAAUGUGGAUAUCGCAACCACUGAAGCUUUGCAAAUGGCAAAGCAGGUAGACCCCAAUGGAGAGCGGACAGUCGGGAUCUUGACUAAGCCAGACCUGGUGGACAAGGGAACGGAAAACGAGAUUGCAGGUGUGGUGAGAAACCGGGUAUACAUCCUAAAUAAAGGCUACACCAUCGUGAAGUGCCGGGGGCAGAGUGAAAUCAUGAACAGAGUUUCCCUGGAGGAUGCCACAAACAAUGAGAGAGCUUUCUUUGAGAACCACCAAUUUUUUAGGGUUCUUCUAGAUGAAGGCUAUGCUACCAUCCCUACACUGGCAGUAAAGUUGACCACGGAGCUGGUGCAGCACAUUAUUAGGGCAUUGCCCUUUCUAGAGAAUCAGAUCAGAAUUAAAUUAAAGGAAGCACAAGAUGGACUGAAUGAUAUUGGCACAAAAGUCCCUGAGACUGACAAGCAAAGACUACAUUUCCUUAUUAAGGUAAGAGAUGUAACACUGUCAAGCAUUAUAAAUUAA
Messenger RNA from Staurois parvus, 1068 nucleotides. Lineage: Eukaryota; Metazoa; Chordata; Amphibia; Anura; Ranidae. The record is from the annotation of a GenBank genome assembly.